Messenger RNA from Schizophyllum commune H4-8, 3066 nucleotides. RefSeq lists its product as uncharacterized. The record is from RefSeq and is a predicted model, not a curated record. NCBI's taxonomy places the organism in Eukaryota, Fungi, Basidiomycota, Agaricomycetes, Agaricales, Schizophyllaceae. The transcript has 6 exons. Bases 1 to 3066 code for a protein of 1021 amino acids.
AUGCCCGGGAAGAACGGGACUAUCAAAACCCUUACGACAGACACCGCGGCCUCCGAUCGUGUCAAUCCCUCGACUCUGGAUUUGCUCGACGUAGGCUCAGCCGCCAACACGCGCAAGCGCCAGCCACAACGCGAGCCAACUCCACCUCAUGCGCAUCCUCAGGACAAGCGGGCGCGCCUGCAAUCACAUAGAGAUCCCUCUGAAGAUGAGAUCAGCAACCCUCAGCAGCCCCUUGACCUCGAAGAAUAUGAGGUGCCCCCGCCAGGUACUCCACGUCCCGAAGAUGUCGAUCCCUUGAACGAGGAGGACUACGAGCGUACGAAUUCAGAGAGAGAAGACGCACGCGCGUCUGCUGUGCCCGAAGGACUUCAGGAUGUGGAGACUCAGGCGCCUCGGUUCAACCCCGUCCUGCACGAUAUCCAAGUAUCUCUCCGCUUCAUUGAGCUGCUCAAGGAAGCGGCACUGGACAGUACCAUUGAGCCGCUGCCUGCGGACGUCAUCAACCAGAUCCGGAACCCGCCACUCGCUGUUGCAGAGGUCGAUGAUCCAGACACCCGCUAUUCGCUGGAACUAUUCUUCGCCCUGACCAACGCGUCCAAGGACGAGUACAACAACUCCCGAGCAGCCUACCUUCGACGUCACCCUGAGGGGAGUGUCCUUUCCUUUUAUGCGGUCAAAAAACUCGUGCGCGAACUGAGCGGUAUCGUGGAGGUCAAGCGCGACAUGUGCGACAAUUCCUGCAUUGGGUACACCGGUGCCUAUCGCGAAUUGGAUGCAUGCCCCUACUGUGGCGAGUCCCGGUACGAACCGUGCCCUCAAUCAGGUCCAGGAUCUCGCACAAAGCAUCCUCGAAAACAAUUCACCACCCUUCUGCUCGGCCCCCAGAUACAGGCGCAGCGUCGAGGGCCCGAGACGUCGCAUCUCAUGCGGUACCGGCAGCGUUGCACGGAAGCGGUCUUGGAAGAGCUAAACGCGAACGAGGGGGUGAGAACCUCACCCUACCGUGAUUAUAUCGAUGGCGCUGCCUAUCUCGAGGCGGUAGAUGACGGGCGCAUCUCUCCUGAUGAUAGCGUCGUUGUCCUGUCUAUGGAUGGCGCUAUGCUGUAUCGCAACAAGACUUCCGACUGCUGGAUCUAUAUCUGGCUCUUCAUGAACUACGACGUCGAUGUGCGCUACAAGAAGCGCUUCGUCGCCAUUGGGGGCACCAUACCAGGCCCGAACAAGAUACGCAAUGCCGAUAGCUUCCUCUUUACCGGCCUGCACCAUGUUGCGGCUAUCCAGAAGGAGGGUCUGACGGUGUGGGAUGCAGCUACUCAGCGCACUGUUACCGAUCGUCCCUUCCUCCACCUCGUAACCGCGGAUGGGCCUGCUAUGGCCUAUCUGGAUGGGUUUGUUGGUCAUCACGGGCGCAUACACUGUCGCUUUUACUGCCCCAUUGUCGGUCGGCACAAACUGGGCGGUCCUCACUACUAUCCCGCGCGUCUCCGUCCACACAACUAUCAGGUUACUGGAUGUGACCACGAUGAUGUAGACCUUGUCGAUCUGCUGGCUAGUCAUGACUCGUCUCGGGCAGCAGCGCGGUACAGCGCGAAUCUUGUCACCGUCGUCAACUCCCCGAAUAUGUCCCGCUACGAGAAGAAUCGACUGGAGACCGGCAUUGUCAAACCGUCGAUCUUCAGUGGCCUGCCCCCGAAGCGUAUCCUUGGCAUUCCCGCGAUGUUUGGAGGCGAUGCUAUGCACCUGCCCACCCUCAAUAUCCCCGACCUCUACAUAUCGCUCUGGCGUGCGACCAUGGACUGCGAUACUCGAACUGAUGACAAAAGAACGUGGCCUUUCGCUGUGCUGAAGGAUCCCGCACACUGGAAAGUCCAUGGCAAGCAUGUGGGCGAUGCUAUACCAUUCACUCCAGGCUCCUUCGACCGUCCGUCUCGCAAUCCUGCUGAGAAGAUUUCCAGUGGCUAUAAGGCUUGGGAGUUUCUCCUCUACUUCUACGGUCACUGCCCCUGCUUGCUCUUUGGAUUGCUCCCAGAAGCGUACUAUGUCCAGUUCUGCAAGCUUGCCCGUGCUGUGCGUAUCCUCAUCGAGGAGAACAUCACGCCGGAGGAGCUUGCAGAAUCGGACGAGCUAAUGACGGCGGCUUCCAACGGAUUCGAGGAGCUAUAUGUCCAGCGACGGGCUGACCGCCUUCACUUUGUGCGCGCGAGCGUGCAUGCCCCCUCGCAUAUGCCUGGAGAGACGGAGCGCCUUGGGCCAGGCAUGAUAUACUCGCAGUAUACUAUGGAACGGACUAUCGGCAAUCUCGGUGAGGAGAUCAAGCAGCACUCGAAUCCCUAUGCGAACCUCAGUGAGCGCGCUGUCCGACGCUGUCAGAUCAAUGCCCUCAAGGCGCUUGUACCCGAAAUCGAGCCCCCAACCGCUGCAGAGUUCCCAGCGAGCGCGAGAGUGCUAGGGGACGGGUAUGCUCUCCUCCCGCGUCGAGACAAGAUCACGCGGCCAACAACUUCUGCUGAAGGGCGUGCCCUCUAUGCAUAUCUCGAGGCACACGGCGCUUUGGAGGAUGAGCUGGCCAGUAUCCAGACGACAGUACCAAAGGUUCGUCGAUGGGCUCGUCUGCGACUUCCGAAUGGACAGACUGCUCGCUCGCGCUGGAAGGAGGAAAAGAUGGGCCUCAAAGUGCGGAUGUCUCGCAACGUUAAGAUCAACACGGCGUCCGGACAGCGCUUUGGGGAGGUGCACUACUACACCCUCAUUUCCGUCAACAACAUUACACACCCAGUUGCAGUUGUUUCGCUAUACGGUCCGCCACACGAGGCGAUUUAUAGGCUCUCUUCCAAGAUGUAUGUCACCAUGCAGCACCAUCGGGAUGUUGAUGUGCAUGUUGUCGACGCGCGGAGCAUAGCUUCUGUGGUUCUUCUUGCCCCGGAUCCGCGCUAUCCCCUUUUCUUUAAAGAUGACUCUGCCCUAAAUCGCUACUACUUGGUAGAGAGACCAGGGUUGGGCAUGUUGAGCAGGAUAGGCUAUAACUACGAGGCCCCCGAUGACGGUUCCGACAAUGAAUUAGAUUAA